UCAUGUUUUGUAUUUUUGCUUUUCCACAAGAUAAAAUCCCACCCAUUCAGAGAGAGAGAAUCGAUAUAUCUGACCAACAACACACAGUAUCAAUAAAUUUUGGUUCUGUGUGUUUGGUUUUAGGGGGAUAUAUGGUCUUUUCUAUUAUUGACUUGGUCUUCUCACACACACAACACACACCAUGGAGAACCCUAGUUCUUCAAGAAAUGAUAGAAAAACUAUUGAGAGAAACAGGAGGAAUCAAAUGAAGGCACUCUACACACAACUCAAUUCCCUUGUACCCCAUCAAAAUUCAAGGGAGCCGGUAUCGCUCCCGGAUCAACUAUAUGAGGCUGAAAAGUACAUAAAGAAGUUGCAGAUAAGCUUGGAGAAACUGAAGGAGAGGAAAGACAGUUUAAUGGGAAUUGAAAGGCCUUUCCCAAGCAAUAAUAGUUGUGGGACUAAUGGAACAAGAUUGCCGCAAAUUGAGAUUCAUGAGAAUGGUUUGGCACUGGAGAUUGCUUUGAUAACUAGGUUGGAUUGUCAGUUCAUAUUCAAUGAGACGAUUCGAGUGCUUUGUGAAGAGGGGGUAGAGAUUGUUAAUGCUAGUUUCUCUGUUAUUGAAGAUACUGUCUUCCAUGCCAUACAUUCUAAGCUCGAAGAAUCUGCCUCAGGAAAUGAAGCUGCAAGGAUCUCGGAGAGACUAAGGAGGUUUGUUGUGUAGGAUAUUACAAAUUCAUGCAUUUUGAAGCAAAAUUAUUUCAAGUUUUAGCCUUCAAUAGAGAUAUGUAGUGUCUCUAUAGUUUGUCUACCUGUAUGUAUAUGUUUCUUAUCGAAUGCUUCACAAUAGUAAGGGUACUUUGUCAAUCUCCCGUGUGCACUACUACUACUACCCUUUUGAAAUGACUUCAUUGAGAAACAUUUAACUAGCCCCAUGAACUAUGUUGAUGAUCCAAUUUGAUUAUAUCUAUGUAUGUUGAUGCUA
Molecule: messenger RNA, 964 nt
Organism: Tripterygium wilfordii
Lineage: Eukaryota; Viridiplantae; Streptophyta; Magnoliopsida; Celastrales; Celastraceae
Product: transcription factor bHLH162-like
Exons: 3
Coding region: 182-703 (173 amino acids)
Biological process (GO): regulation of transcription by RNA polymerase II
Cellular component (GO): RNA polymerase II transcription regulator complex
Molecular function (GO): RNA polymerase II transcription regulatory region sequence-specific DNA binding; DNA-binding transcription factor activity, RNA polymerase II-specific; protein dimerization activity
Source: RefSeq, a predicted model, not a curated record